Messenger RNA from Felis catus (domestic cat), 2659 nucleotides. It is a transcript of the gene TBC1D22B, whose product is annotated as TBC1 domain family member 22B. The record is from RefSeq and is a predicted model, not a curated record. Gene Ontology annotation, molecular function: GTPase activator activity. Bases 164 to 1744 code for a protein of 526 amino acids. NCBI's taxonomy places the organism in Eukaryota, Metazoa, Chordata, Mammalia, Carnivora, Felidae. The transcript has 14 exons. Gene Ontology annotation, biological process: activation of GTPase activity.
CUGGGUGGGGGGGUGCCCACAUCCAAGAUGGCGCCCCCAGGAGCUGGGAGCGGGUGACCGGCGGCGGGGAAGCGGCCUGGGUUGGCCCUACGAUUACGGGGUCCUGGGGGCAUCUCGCCGGGUACCCCCUGGCCCGCCUGCAAGGCCUUCCCCGUCCAGAGCAAUGGCCGCCGAGAACAGCAAGCAGUUUUGGAAGAGGAGCGCCAAGCUGCCGGGGAGCAUCCAGCCUGUGUAUGGAGCGCAACACCCCCCUCUGGACCCUCGGCUCACCAAAAACUUCAUCAAAGAACGGUCAAAAGUCAACGCGGUUCCUUUGAAGACUAAGAAGGCCUCCAGUUUCCAUGAGUUUGCCCGGAAUACCAGUGAUGCUUGGGACAUUGGCGAUGAUGAGGAAGAGGACUUUUCCUCCCCUUCUUUCCAAACUCUAAACUCAAAAGUUGCUCUGGCGACCGCAGCCCAAGUCCUAGAAAACCACAGCAAGCUGAGGGUGAAACCAGAACGCUCCCAGUCAACAACAUCCGAUGUUCCUGCCAGCUACAAGGUCAUAAAGUCCAGCAGUGACGCUCAGCUGUCCAGAAAUUCCAGUGACACAUGCCUGAGGAAUCCACUCCACAAACAGCAGUCACUCCCUCUCCGACCCAUCAUCCCCCUGGUUGCCCGCAUCUCGGACCAGAAUGCUUCCGGGGCGCCCCCGAUGACCGUCCGGGAGAAAACCCGCCUAGAAAAAUUCCGUCAGCUUCUCUCCAGCCACAACACUGACUUAGAUGAACUGAGGAAGUGUAGCUGGCCGGGGGUUCCCAGGGAGGUUCGACCCAUAACCUGGAGACUCCUGUCGGGCUAUCUCCCAGCAAACACCGAGAGGAGGAAGUUGACCCUGCAGCGGAAGCGGGAGGAAUAUUUUGGCUUCAUUGAGCAGUAUUAUGACUCUCGAAAUGAGGAACAUCACCAGGAUACCUACCGACAGAUUCACAUCGACAUUCCAAGGACAAAUCCUCUCAUUCCAUUGUUCCAGCAGCCGCUUGUACAGGAGAUCUUCGAAAGAAUUCUAUUUAUUUGGGCCAUCCGACACCCUGCCAGUGGGUACGUCCAGGGAAUUAAUGACCUGGUCACUCCGUUCUUUGUCGUCUUCCUCUCAGAAUAUGUGGAAGAGGACGUGGAGAACUUUGACGUGACCAAUUUGUCUCAGGACGUGCUUCGAAGCAUUGAAGCCGACAGCUUUUGGUGCAUGAGCAAGCUGUUAGAUGGGAUCCAGGAUAACUACACCUUUGCACAACCAGGGAUCCAGAAGAAGGUCAAGGCGCUGGAAGAGCUCGUCAGCCGGAUUGAUGAGCAGGUACAUAAUCACUUCAGGAGGUACGAGGUCGAAUACCUACAGUUUGCCUUUCGUUGGAUGAACAACCUGCUCAUGCGGGAGCUUCCCCUUCGCUGCACCAUCCGCCUAUGGGACACAUACCAGUCUGAACCGGAAGGGUUCUCCCACUUUCAUCUCUACGUGUGUGCAGCCUUCUUGAUCAAGUGGAGAAAAGAGAUCUUGGAUGAGGAGGACUUUCAGACCGUAGGUGUGGACGAAGGUGGAGGCAGGGAGACUGCCCAGCAGGCUGUUGGAGUCCUCCAGGGUCUCCUGAUGCUGCUACAAAACCUACCUACGAUCCAUUGGGGCAACGAAGAGAUUGGGCUACUGCUCGCCGAGGCGUACAGACUGAAGUACAUGUUUGCCGAUGCCCCCAAUCACUACCGCCGAUAGGUGCUGUCUCCCCAGGGGGGACCCAGACUGUCCCCAUCUCUGAUGGCAAUCUGAUCACUGUGGCCACUGUGCGAGCCGUGGACUCAGGCCAGGAACCACUCCUGCUGUAAAAAGCUCACAUCCGCCGCCCAGGUCUUAACUCUUUGGCGUGCCUGUCCACCACUCCAUGUCUCUGGAUAUGUUUCUUGGACCACUCUCAGUAUUCCAUGACAUGUGGAUGGGCCCAGCUCUGGGAGAGGACAGGAAAGGAGGUACAGGGUUGUCUGCCCCUUUAAAAGAAACUGGACAGAAGAAGGGGAAGGCUCAGGGUCUCAACUCACAUUGUCCCUACACGGACGGACUGUCUCUUGCCUCCCGGCCCCAACUGACGCCGUUGCUUUUUGUGACAUGGUUUCAUUUGAUCACAGGUCAAAAAACGCCUUAUGUUUUCAAAAGACUCCUGGCCCCUCCCCCCUCCCUCCCUCCCUGGUUCCUAGCCCUUCCCCCUCUGCCCUCGUGUGAGCCAGUGAGGGGCAGUUUUAGACUGUUGUUCUCAGAUGGAGGAGGCACUGAUGCUUAUAAGUCUGGGAAGAGGCCUACACCCAAGGGCUAGGAAUUUUAGUUUUCCUUUUCUCACCAGAUGUCUGUAUGUGUGCCUGCGUUUGUGUGUGUACGUGGGUAUCCACACCCCUCGGCAUUUAGUUACGUGUCCGAAUCAUGUGUCCAGACCAGCCCUGUCACGACCCGCUGGGAAGGGCCCCCCGGUGACCAAGUAUAGAAGCAUCCCUUGAGAAGGAUCAGGGCAGGGGGAGGGAGAAGGGGCUUUUUACCUCUCCAAACCCUUUUUCCAUGAUGACCCACUCCAAGAUAUUAUGUGUAAAUUGUGUUAUUAUGUAUAUGGGUAAAGAUGUACAAAUAUACGUCCUCUUUGUAGCA